This is a messenger RNA of Eimeria acervulina, 2838 nucleotides long. RefSeq lists its product as hypothetical. The coding region runs from base 1 to 2838 and encodes 945 amino acids. Gene Ontology annotation, biological process: regulation of transcription by RNA polymerase II. The record is from RefSeq and is a predicted model, not a curated record. The transcript has 6 exons. Lineage: Eukaryota; Apicomplexa; Conoidasida; Eucoccidiorida; Eimeriidae.
AUGAAGAGAUCCCUUCGGCUUCUCGAAUCACCUAGGAUAAGGCGGCUGCCUUCCGGCCACUAUAAACGCCUUGCUGCUGGAGAUCAGCUGCCGCUGCUGCAUUUGCUGCUGUGUAGCUGCAUGCAGCCUCCUCCUGAAUAUGAAUUGCUGAUAGACUCCCCAAGAGCAGCAAUAACCCCUCGCAGCACCAGCAGCAAACUCAGCACUCAACGCCCCGGCAGCAGCAGCAGCAGCAGAAGCAAACGCAGCAGCAAACGCCCCACCACAAGCAGCAACGGCAAGCUGCAGCGAAAAGCAGCGCACAAAGAAGACAUACAGCAGCAGCAGCAGCAGCAGCAGCAUCAAAGAGGAAUCACCUGGGCAGACGCAUCAGAGUCAACUGCACAUACAGAGCAGCAUAGCACACCGCAGCAAAACAGCAGCAGCAGCAGCAGCAAAAGCAGCAACCGCAGCAGCAAUCACAGCACAAGCAGCAGCAUAUUAGCUGCUGCUGAUGCAGCACCUCCACAAGAAGCACCGUCAAUUACACCCCCGGAGACGACUCCAAGGGUUGCUGCAGCAGCACCAGCAGCAGCAGCAGCAGCAGCAGGAAGAACCUCCCCGCAGGCAGCAGCACCUCAUAGAAAGGAGACAAACGGAGUCAAGAGACAAACAGAAAGUUUGAGAAAGUUAGACAGCAGCGUAAGGAGCGAAUCAGCAAAACCAAGCAGCAGCAGCAGCAGCAGCAGCAGCAGCAACGGCUACAUUAAGAAGCGAAGCAGCAAAGGCGCAGCAGACGUUGCUCAUCAGCUCCAGAAGACAUUAAGUAAAGAACAGCAGCAGCAAGCUGCUGUUGCUGCUGCUACCCAACAGCUGCAGCAACGGCAGCAGUCGGUGCAGCGGCUACGCUCGAAGAUAGCGCAGCAGCAGCAAAAAGCAGCAACAGCAGCAGCAGCACAAGACCCUUCUCUAUCUGAGAAGAUUGAAGUCGAUGUCUCUGGAUUUUCAGGGAGAGUGGAACUGGAAGGAAACAAAGCGCAGGUGUUUUUGCUCUGCGGAUUCCUCAGUGACAAUCUCGGAGACCUGCUUAACCACAUUCGAAAUCGUUCAGAGCCUCAGGCUCUUACGAUCAGCAAAGGCCAAGUCGAUAUUCCCCUCAAUCACAAAACUCUUGACUGGGCGUCUUACCCUGUAUCUGUCUCUUCUACUUUCGCCAACCGCUGCGAAGGAAAUCUGCGGUGCAAGUUGUCCACCUUCCUCCUUCACGAUGGACCCCAAAUACCCCCAGACGUCGUUCAACCCUUCCAGCCGCCUGAAGGAUUAACAAAAGUGCGGACAGUUAGAGAAGAAGCAGAGCAUGCAGCAGCUGCCCCGCCUUCUCCCUACCGCACCAUCAGCAGCAUCAGCAGCUUCAGCAGCAUCAGCAGCAGCAGAAGCUUCAGCAGCAUCAGCAGCAGCAGCAGCUUCAGCAGCAUCAGCAGCAUCAGCGGCAGCAGCAGCAGCAGCAGAGUUGUCUAUAGAACCGAGAAUGGAACUGUAGUUGAUGGUAGAGAUCUGUUAAGAAGCUCCUCUUCUCUUGAUUGCUACGUGCAGCCUUCAGGAGGCAUUACACACACUUGGCAGCUGCAGCACCAAGAGGCAUCUUUGCUGCUGCAGCAGCUGCUGCAGCAGCAGCCACAGCAGCAGAAGCAGCAGCAGAAGCAGCAUGGCCAUAUCAACUUCCAAGAGGAGACAGAAAACAGCGACAGAGGCAGCAGCAGCGGCCGCAGCAGCGGCCGCAGCACCCCACACUCUCUGCUGCCCCCCCUGCCUCCUCUCUCGCAGCCGCUGCAGCGACAGCAGCAGCAGCAGCAGCAGCAGCGGCACUUAGUGAACUCAUUUGCUUUCGAUUCCGCAGAUAGAGAAGAAAAUAGAGACAGAAGAAACGGAGACAGAGACACAGAAGGGACGUCUUGUAGGAUGCAGCGCAGGGCAGUCGUCGAGGCGCCAACAUGCAACGCUUCCCUGCCUUGGCUGUACAGCAGCAGCAGCAGCAGCAGCAGCAGCAGCAGCAUAAGCAGCAGCAGCAGAAACAAAGAUAAAAACAGUAGCAAUAGCAGCAGCAGCAGCGGCUCCAAGGAGGACCUCCAUUCGGGCGUCUCUCAGCAGCCGGAGAGUAGCCGCUGCAGCAGCGCUUGCAGCAACAUAGAGAACAGAUACUGCAGCAGCAGCAGCAGCGUUAGCAACAGCAGCAGCUGCAGCAGCAGCAAUAGCAGCAGUGUGCCUCCGCCAAAGGCCAUCAGCCCCCCACUCAAAAAGGCAGAGCCGCGACGGCCUCCUUUGCAGGUGCGACAGCAGCAGCAGCAGCAGCAGCAGCAGCAGCAGCAAGAGCAGCAAGAGCAGCAACAGCAGCAGCAGCAGCAGCAGCACCAGCAGCAAGAGCAGCAACAGCAGAAGCAGGAACAGCAGCAGCCGUUAUUGCUGCAUGCCGCUCAGAGGCAGCAGCAACGGCAGAGGGAGGGGAAACACCAACUUGAACAGAAGGAGCAUCAGCAGCAGCAGCAGCAGCAGCAGCAGCAGCAGCAGCUGCCGCUGGAGCUUAGAGAGCUAUCUGCAGCAAUGGAGACUCUCCUCAAAGAGGUCAAGCUCAACACCCUGCGGGUGCAGCAGCGAAUGCAGCAACAGCAGCAGCAGCAGCAGCAGCAAAAGGAACAGCAGCAGCAGCAGCAGGUACUGCCUACAGUUCCAAGAGUGAGACGAGUGAGGGCAACCGAGCAGCAGCAGCAGCAGCAGCAACAGCAACAGCAACAACAGCAACAGCAGCAGCAGUACUGCUUGGGUAUUCGCCCGGAGAUGAGGAGACCUCCUCUGCGAUGCUGA